This is a messenger RNA of Larimichthys crocea (large yellow croaker), 982 nucleotides long. Its product is annotated as complement factor H-related protein 2. Bases 159 to 605 code for a protein of 148 amino acids. NCBI's taxonomy places the organism in Eukaryota, Metazoa, Chordata, Actinopteri, Sciaenidae. The transcript has 3 exons. The record is from RefSeq and is a predicted model, not a curated record.
GGGUUUUAAGAAAAUUUCUGAAGCUUCUGUAGCAGUUUGAUUAGACAUUUGUGAAAAUCCUCUGUGUAGAAACUCUUUUUUUCUGUAUUACUAUAAAAAGCCAAACACUGACUCAGGUACUGAUUCUGUUUUAGGGUGUACCUCCUGACUGGACCAUCAUGAUGAGAUUCUCUCUACUUGUUUGCCUUUUUGUGCUGUGGAUGAACAUGGACGUUUCAUUGUCGCAGAAUGAUCCUUUGGGCUGCGGGAUACCUCCACCACUUGCAGAUGGAGACGCUGUGGAGUCGGUUCGAUUCACGUACAGUCAUGGUGAAAUGGUUAAAUACACCUGUCAGGGUCUUUACACCAUGGAGGGGGAGCUUUACAAAACCUGCGAGAAUGGUGAAUGGACUGGAGAGAUGAGAUGCCUGAAACCCUGCGUUGUGAGUAAAGAAAUCAUGGACGGACAUAAUAUUGUCUUCAGAUUCACGCAAAGGCAGAAGCUGUAUUUACGCCAUAAUGAUGAUGUCCAGUUCAGGUGUAAGGGACAAACGAGACAUGACCUCGUAUUGAGCAUGCGUCAGAGAUGUGUUGACGGUGUGAUGCAACUGCCCGAUUGCUUUUAAAGGUUUUUAGUCAAUUGGAUGUGAUAAACACGAGCAGUUUAUCACAUAAUUAUUAUUGGUUAUUAAAUGCUAAGAGCUGUUUGUCUUUGGAUGUGUCCACUGAUUCAUCCGACUGGAGUGCAAAUGUGUCUGCUGUUUGUAGUUUCUCAAUUAUCUUCACCCUCACAUUCACCAUUAUUUUGGUGAAAAUUGUCAAUUAUUGUGACAAAAAUUGGCGGAUCUCCUGCAGUACCUCUGAGGACCCCCUAGGGCUCACGGACCCCUGGUUGAAGACCUCUGAUGUAAAUUAUUAACCAAAGUAAAACAUUAGACCAGUUGUGUAUUGAUUGAUUUGGAAAUCCUAAUAAAACAUGGUACCAGUCAAAAGUCUGAACAUA